AUGGGUGUAGAAUCUGCAAAUUGGGGAAUUUCGCCUUACUUCAUUAAGUGGAACGAGGGUUUUUUGGUAAGUGGGAAGCAAUUCGCUAGUGAGGUUUUUCUGGGGACUGCUUUGAUGCAUUUCUUGAGCGAUUCUAAUGAGACAUUUGGGGACUUGACUGAAAAAGAAUACCCAUUUGCAUUUACGUUGGCAAGUGCUGGAGGCCUUGGCAGCAGGGAUGAGUGGGCUGAAUUUCAAGGAGACUGGUUGAAAUGGUGGUUGUGGCAGAUGGCAAUUGCUGGGCAGGUGGGAAGUUCAUGUGUUCAUUCUCCAGUUCAGGAAAUCAACAGAAAUAGAAGAUUUGUAUUUCGAUGGUGGGCAGUAGUGACGGAGAUGGGGACGGAGUGUGCAAGUGUGUGGGCGGGUGGUUUCACAGCUGGUGUGUGGCAGGUGAUGGGUUCGGGCAGGAAAAGCCGGUGGAGAGUGUGGAUAAGUCUCAUCACUGCUAACGGGGUGGAGGAAUUGUCAGACUGGUUUGGAGUUCUCUUCGAAAUUUGA
Fraxinus pennsylvanica is the source of this 537-nucleotide messenger RNA. The record is from the annotation of a GenBank genome assembly. Lineage: Eukaryota; Viridiplantae; Streptophyta; Magnoliopsida; Lamiales; Oleaceae.